CACCCACGCCUAACGUAAAUGGGAGCAAGCCGAUAGGUACCCCUCCGACAUGUGUAUCACUUCCUUUGCUCACACACCACCUCUGAUUACACUACGUCGAUACACCAAUUCUACCCACGCGACCUGCCCGGUAGUUUUCGAACGACGAGAACUAGACAUGUCGGCUCAGAAAGUCACCGUGCCCGGCAAGUCUACCGUUCGAUCCAACCCCCACACUCCGGUACCUUGGAAGCCGAUAGUUGUCUUCUUCGCCGACACACUGAUGGUGCCUUACAAUGUCCAGAGACUGCUGAACCUUCCGGAGCCCCCCAAGCUGCACAAGUGCUCCUGCCAAGGCAUGGAACUCCGCACAAUGGACAACGGCUUCCGGAUCCUCUUCAGGAAGAAGCGCAAAUCACCUGGCAAGGAAACCCGCGGAGUAUUGUAUCGUGUGAUGGAGGAGGCGCACUGGAACAUUCUGGUUGCCCACUACGUUAACUAUGGCGAGGUGGUGACAGAUAUGCCAAUUCCAUUGGCAGUGGCUGAACAAUUUUGCCCCGGAGAAGCAACCGCGAAGGUUUUCAUAGCAAGGGACCUGAAUCCUCCGGUAAAGAGUGAGCCGGUUGAUCUGAACCCGCGUGACGCUGAGGGGGAUACGAAGAUGGGUGGAUGCUAG
Molecule: messenger RNA, 655 nt
Organism: Tricharina praecox
Lineage: Eukaryota; Fungi; Ascomycota; Pezizomycetes; Pezizales; Pyronemataceae
Exons: 2
Coding region: 50-655 (201 amino acids)
Source: RefSeq, a predicted model, not a curated record